AUGGCGGAAGAGGACAACUUUCUUUCACAAAGUUAUUCGUUUGUCUACAGUGGCCUCCUUAAAGCUUUAAUCGCUGUGAUUGUGGUGCUUAUUGCAAGUUUGGUUAGUAAAAAGGUGAAUAAUCAAGACGAUGCUGCUAAAUCGAAUUCGGACGAGACAAAUUUCUGCUCCUCUUCUCAGUGCAUCCGAUGUUCUUCCAGAAACCACACAAUGGCGAUUGGCGUUUUGUCACAGAAGUUGAAUGAAUUCGUACGUGUAAGAGGGGGCAGAGCCAACCUUGAACGCAUUUACAAAAGCGUUCAACAAUACAAGACUAAAGCACAGAAGGCUGAUGGAGUAUCUGCCCAGAAACCAACAGUAAUUUAUAUUAAAGGCCUUAGCUGCAAGCCUUGGUAUAAUUUUGAUGGCUUGGAACUACUAAGGACGUUGAGUGUGGAACUGAAUUAUGAAUUGAUAAAAUCAGAAUUUACGCGGAUAAGAUUAAAUAAAGGCGAGGGGUGGGUUAAAAACACAACUCCUGAUGGAGAAUGGUUAGUUUAUCAUCUAUUUAAUCAAGGCGAAAAAGUCACAAGAAACUGUAACUUGUGUCCAUAUACUGUACAAGUCAUAGAGUCAAUUGAACCAUUCAUUAGAGGUUGUUCAUUUGGGAAUGCGCUGUUUUCAGUAAUCAGACCCAGAACACACAUAACUGAACAUUACGGUCCCACAAACUGUCGAAUAAGAUGUCACGUACCUUUGUUUGUUCCAAAAGGAUGUUGUUUGCGUGUGAAUGGAGUGGAAAGGAAAUGGAAAGAGAAUGAACUCUUGUUAUUUGACGAUUCUUUUCUCCAUGAAGCAUGGAACAGGGGGAUGGAUGGUGACCGAGUUGUCCUUAUGUUGGAUCUCUGGCAUCCAGAACUUACUUGUUUUGAAAGAGAGGCUAUAACGUUUCUUUUUCCAUCAGUUGUUAUAAAUUAA
This is a messenger RNA of Porites lobata, 957 nucleotides long. Lineage: Eukaryota; Metazoa; Cnidaria; Anthozoa; Scleractinia; Poritidae. The record is from the annotation of a GenBank genome assembly.